Pseudovirgaria hyperparasitica is the source of this 5269-nucleotide messenger RNA. RefSeq names its product sulfite reductase hemo protein, beta-component. The transcript has 4 exons. The record is from RefSeq and is a predicted model, not a curated record. Lineage: Eukaryota; Fungi; Ascomycota; Dothideomycetes; Acrospermales; Acrospermaceae. Gene Ontology annotation, molecular function: heme binding; sulfite reductase (NADPH) activity; NADP binding. Gene Ontology annotation, cellular component: sulfite reductase complex (NADPH). The coding region runs from base 428 to 5017 and encodes 1529 amino acids. Gene Ontology annotation, biological process: amino acid biosynthetic process; sulfate assimilation.
GGAAGAUACAAGAUGCGUGCAGACAUCUAGAAAAUAAUGUAAGACAUAAGUAUUAUUAUGACUACUAGAGCCAGACUCAGCGAGCGAAAGAAUGACUAUCUAAAGUCCUACUAUGUAUCAUAUUAGAGGACCGAGCGUUCGUGGACGGUGAACCAUCCAUCAUCUCAAUGCAGCCGAAACCUCCAUGAAAAUCUCCUCCACCUCCCCUAGAGAUUUACUUCUCCGAUGGCGUGAUUGGUAGGGCCAGCCAAUCCGUGGUCUCGAAUUGUCACAUUGGUCAUAAGCUAGGUACUCCAGAGCUCGUGUGGCGCUAGAAUGGACGUCGGUAUUAGCCGGUCAUGUCAAUUUCACAAAUUAAUUGCUUCGUUCUCCUCUGCUUCUCUCUACUCUACCAAUUGAGGAUCACAGUCCAUUCCUCUCUGUUAUCAUGGGCUCCAUCUCCAGUGCUGGAGAAGCUGCGGCGCGUGUCGCAUACCUCUCGAGUGAUGUGGUUAUUUCUGUUCAGCCUUCUCUCUCGACCGAGUCCGAAUUCUCAUCAUAUCUCCAAUCCUACUCCGAAAAGAACCUCGCUAGUCUGACGGCAAAGGCUGCGCCUGAAAUUUUUCCAGUGCGCCAAAAUGCCGAUCCUCUUCUCUCGGCCUUCCAACCAAUCCGCUCUGGCAAGGUCGUAUCAGUCACCACCGACUCCUCUAUUCUUCUCAAAUCCAUACCUCACCUCUACAAGCUCGCACAAUAUCCAAUCGUUCUCCAUGUCGCACUCGAAUCUUUAAAAUAUCCUGACUACUCCAGCAUAACCGCCAUACGUCAGUCUGGCUUCACUUUCAUACAAUCCGAGAAAUUGCAAGAAGUCUGGGACCUGGGAUUAUCAGCCCAUGCACUAGCGAUAAGAUCAGGAAAAGGUGUCAUUCAUUUCUUCGAUCCUGUCGCGUUGGAAGACGAUCUCGAGAUUGCUGCGGAUAAAGUAGAGACUGUGAGGCAAAUACUGGACCUCGAAAGCACAAAAUCAUGGCAAAGCACACGAUCUGAGGAGACAAGUUUGUACGUGAACGAUGGACGUGCUGCAACAAUUGAUGUGGCAAGAAGCCAAGGAGAGCAUAGUCUAGCAGAAUCUGGCCAGUCAGCGGAUCAAACAGUAUUGUCAGGGGCAACUGAAGGAAUCCAGCAAAGCGAGCGCAGCUCCUCUGUGUCCUCGUCGUCGAAGAGAGACAGCAGUGACGGCAAUGGAGAUGCGUCUUCGCUAGCAACCUCAUUCGAAUCGAUCACUUCACGCCCAGUAACAUCGGAAGAUGUUUACAACUACGCAAAGCAGAUUUGGGGAACGAUCAAAGACCUCACAGGUCGUGCAUAUGAUGCUUUCGAAUACUCUGGAUCAAACGACGCAACCGCGGCUGUCUUUGUCUUUGGUAGCGACGCUGGGCUUUUUGGUAAUGAGAUUGAUCAGGCGAAGCCCACAGAUGAAUACGCGAAUGCCGGCCUGAUCACUGUGAGACUAUAUCGGCCUUGGUUGGGAUCAAAACUUGCGGAUAUACUGCCCAAGUCAGUCAAGAAAAUCGCUGUCUUGGAGCAAAUACGUCGCAAGACUACCAAAUGGGGACCUCUACUCCUGGACCUUCUAAUGACCCUGAAGACUGCUGGUUCAGAUAUUGCUAUCGUUGGGUAUCAGGUUGGCUACAUCGAAGAGGCCACUGCCAGACAAGCAAUCAGGGGUGUGUUCCAGAACCUCGCAUUACCGUCUCCCAUACAAAACUUGGAGAUUGGUAAUAUGGAUGGUCCCGAGGCAUUGACUGAGGAAGUCUCAAUUGAACAACCAGAACUUGAAAACGCAUACAUGAAAGUUCUCAAGCAGAUAUUCUCAGAGCGGUUGCAUGUUGCAAAUCAACUCGGACGCGAAAAUGCUGGCAUCUCUGCCAGCGUUCGUGCAAAUCCCGAAUUUGGAUUCGGCAAGUUGAUGGCCCGCAAGGAGCGUCGAUCAAGAUUUGUCGAAGAGGUACAAGCUGCAUCAAAAAGCCGCGCAUUUCUGACCGAAAACCCAGCCACGUGGCUUUCGAAAUGGGCUCUCGCAGCUGAGAAUCCCGAAAAGGCCAAUCAGAUUGCACCUGAAGUCAUAUCACGUCUCAGUACAGAUGGGUCUGCAGCAGCUACGCAGCUUCUAUCAACAAAGUCGUUCUUCUUCAACGAGUCGCAGUGGUUGGUUGGAUCGGAUGCUUGGGCAUAUGACUUGGGCAACUCCGGUGUUCAUCAUGUCCUAGCUUCUGGGGCAAAUGUGAAUAUGCUUAUCGUUGACUCCCAGCCAUACUCCGAGCGCGCUGCAGCUGAUGCAGCUCGACGCAAGAAAGACAUCGGACUAUACGCUAUGAACUUUGGCAAUGCCUAUGUCGCAUCAGUUGCCGUUUACAGCUCCUACACUCAAGUGCUCCAAGCAAUGAUUGAAGCCGACAAAUUCAAUGGUCCCGCUGUUGUGCUUGCAUAUCUUCCGUAUAACAUCGAGACAGAUUCUCCUUUGACGGUCUUGCAAGAAACGAAGAAGGCUGUGGAUCUUGGAUAUUGGCCUCUCUACCGCUGGGAUCCUUCUGCUGAGAAAGGCGAUGACAGGUUCAAGUUGGAUUCUGAGCGAAUAAAGCAAGAGUUGCAGCAGUUCCUAAAGCGUGAUAAUUAUCUCAGCCAGCUUAUGAACCGUCACCCACAGUUUGCCGCAAACAUCUCUUCUUCGUACGGCACAGAAGUUAGGCAAUCCCAGAAGCGCAAGGCCAAAGACGCAUACAGCCAAUUGCUUGAAGGACUUCUGGGCGCGCCACUGACAGUCCUCUUUGCUUCAGAUAAUGGAAACGCUGAGAAUCUGGCUAAGCGCCUCGGCAACCGUGGUAAAGCUCGAGGACUAAAGACGAUGGUCAUGGCUAUGGACGACUACCCGCUUGAGGACCUUAGCAGCGAAGAGAAUGUUGUGUUGAUUACAAGCACGGCUGGUCAGGGCGAGUUUCCCCAAAACGGGCAUGCAUUCUGGGAAGGUGUGAAAGACUCCACCGACCUGGACCUUGCAACUGUUAACUUUGCUGUAUUUGCGCUCGGAGACAGCCAUUACUGGCCGCGGAAAGAAGACAAGAUCUAUUAUAACAAACCCGGUAAAGAUCUACACGCCCGUUUCUUGACUCUUGGAGGCCAUGCGAUGACAGAGUGUGGUCUCGGUGAUGAUCAAGAUCCUGACUCUUACCAAACCGGUUACGCAGAGUGGGAGCCGAAGUUGUGGCAAGCCCUUGGAGUUGAUAACGUUGAAGGCCUCCCGGAAGAACCACCACCAAUUACCAAUGAGGAUAUCAAGAUUGAGUCAAACUUCCUUCGUGGGACAAUCAUGGAGGGACUGCGGGACACAAGCACCGGCGCCAUUUCCGCGCCUGACCAGCAAUUGACCAAGUUCCAUGGAACAUACAUGCAAGAUGACCGCGACAUACGUGAUGAACGCAAAGCCCAAGGUCUCGAGCCAGCGUACUCUUUCAUGAUUCGUUGUCGUUUACCAGGUGGUGUCGCUACUCCUGAUCAAUGGGUCAAAAUGGACGCAAUUGCAUCCAGCCUUGGCAACGAAACCAUGAAAUUGACUACUCGUCAGACUUUCCAAUUUCACGGUGUAGUCAAAGGUAAGCUUCGACCAGCCAUGCAAGCAAUCAACAAGGCUCUCAUGACUACGAUUGCCGCCUGCGGUGACGUGAAUAGGAACGUCAUGUGCAGCUCUCUUCCUCAGCACUCUCAGUAUCAUGCCGAAGUUCAUGCGGUGUCCAAGAAGAUCAGCGAUCAUCUACUACCUUCAACCACGGCGUACCAUGAGAUCUGGUUGAAGGACGAGAACGACGUGAAGACUCAAGUAGCUGGGGAUGCCGUGGUGGACAGCGAACCCUUGUAUGGACCUACCUAUCUGCCCCGAAAGUUCAAGAUCACCAUCGCGAUACCGCCACAUAACGAUACCGAUGUCUACGCACACGAUAUUGGUCUCAUCGCCAUUAAGGGAGCUAACGGCCAUCUUGAGGGCUUUAAUAUCAUCGCUGGUGGCGGCAUGGGUGCGACUCACAAUAACAAGAAAACUUAUCCGCAAACAGGCCGCAUGUUCGGCUAUGUUCCGGCACAUAAUGCCCACAUAGCUUGUGAAAAGAUUAUGCUCGUCCAGCGAGACCAUGGUGAUCGCAAGAACCGCAAGCACGCACGCUUAAAGUAUACCAUUGAUGACAUGGGCGUCGACGUCUUCAAGGGUAAAGUUGAAGAAUUAUGGGGCCACAAAUUCCUUGAACCUCGACCGUUCGAGUUCAAAUCCAACAUCGACACCUUCGGUUGGCAGAAGGACGAGAACGGCAAGAACCACUUCACAUUCUUUAUUGAAAAUGGGCGCAUUGAAGACACUACUGAUUUUCAAAUGAAAACUGGGUUGCUGGAAAUCGCAAAGGCGCACAAGGGCGAGUUCCGCCUGACUGGAAAUCAGCAUUUGAUUCUGAGUAAUGUGGAUGACGCCGAUUUGCCUGCGCUCAAGAAACUCAUGAAGCAGUACAAACUCGACAACACUUCCUUUUCUGGCAUGCGUCUCUCCUCGUCCGCCUGCGUCGCGUUUCCUACUUGCGGCCUCGCCAUGGCCGAGUCCGAGCGCUACCUCCCAGAACUCAUCACUAAGCUUGAAUCAACGCUCGAGUCCAACGGUCUGGGCAAGGAGUCCAUUGUCAUGCGUAUGACCGGAUGUCCGAAUGGUUGCGCACGGCCUUGGCUCGCGGAAAUCGCAUUUGUAGGCAAGGCAUUUGGUGCAUAUAACAUGUACCUCGGCGGCGGGUACCAUGGCCAGAGACUUAACAAACUCUACCGGAGCAGUAUCAAGGAAGAAGAGAUUCUGGACAUCCUGAAGCCGAUGCUAAAGAGGUACAGUCUUGAAAAGGAGGAGGGAGAGCAUUUCGGCGAUUGGUGUAUUAGAAGCGGGAUUAUUAACGAGACCACGGAUGGGAUGAACUUUCAUGAUAAUACAGCGGAGGUUGAAUCGGACGAGGAGUAAAUGGAGUGCAGUAUGGUCGUAGAAUGGAUGUGUAUAGGGCGGCAUGUGGGCCUUCUAAACAGACGUGAAUAGUUUCCGAUCAUUUCCUUACCACUUAGUGGCAUGGCGGGCGUUAGCAUGACAUAGGUUGCACCCCGCGUGUCUCUUCUUUUCGUCUUCUACGUAUACAGUUAUGAGCCUAAACUAUAGUCUACAAGAGCUAAAGUUCUUGACUAGCAUGAAUACCAAUCAACCAAUUUUAAGCUCUCUUCC